GUGUUGAUUGGAUUUUUUGUGUGAGGAUUACCUGUGCAAUGAUACAUGUUCUGGUGUCCAAAUUCAUGUAGACCUAAUGCAGAUACAGAUAUAUGUUAACCUGACAGACGCUGAGGAUAGUUGAUGGUUUCUGUCGGUCAGAUUUCACUAUGGACAGCAUUACAAGGUGUUUCUUGUGACCCCACACAAAGGUCAGCUGAUCAGUGACAGUGAGGCGUGAUAGGAUGGUAUAAGAGAGAGUCUGUAAUGCAAUCAACGGUGAGGCCAACACGGAACAGAGAAAAACCACUUCAGCAACAGUUUGAAAACUUAUGAAUGACGUGACUUAAUCAUUAUGGAUUUGAAGGAUUCAGAUGGCACAGCCCUGGAUACUAACCAACACACGGACUCAAUGGAAAACAACCAAAAAUCACCCCAAGACCCUCUGGUAGAGAAGAAAGAGGAUGUGGAGACAGAACACAAAGAGAGGGAGACAUGGGACACGAAGAUCGACUUCCUGUUGUCCGUCAUUGGGUUCGCCGUGGAUUUGGCCAAUGUGUGGAGGUUUCCCUAUCUGUGCUACAGAAACGGGGGAGGUGCCUUUUUGUUUCCUUACCUUUUGAUGCUGUGUCUGGCCGGUAUUCCUUUGUUUUACAUGGAACUGGCACUCGGUCAAUAUAAUAAAACCGGUGCAAUUACUUGCUGGGGUCGUUUAUGUCCAUUAUUUAAAGGGAUCGGAUGGGCAGUGGUUUUGAUCGCAUUUUAUACAGACUUUUUCUACAACGUGGUUAUAGCGUGGUCCAUACAUUUCCUGUUCUCCUCCUUCACUAGUGAGCUUCCAUGGGCGUCAUGUGGUCAUUCAUGGAACACCGAAUUUUGUUAUGAAGGAAAACCAAGUGCUGUGCCCAGUAGUGAAAACAAUUCAAACAUGACUCUAGAAGGAACGACUGUGUUUAAUUCAAUAUCUACAUUGAUAGUGAACGAUAACAUUACAAACAGCACAAAUGUUACAGAUGUGAGGAAGAUUUCACCGGCGGAGGAGUAUUUCAACAAUCGAUUCCUACAGCUGGACCAGAGUGGCGGAAUCUUUGACGUGGGCUCCAUUAACUGGGAAAUCGCCCUCUGCUUGUUAGCGGUGUACCUCAUUUGUUACUUCAGUUUAUGGAAGGGAAUAAAGAUGUCAGGAAAAGUUGUAUGGUUCACUGCACUGUUUCCUUACGUGGUCUUGGCAAUUUUGAUGGUUCGUGGAGCGACGCUAGAGGGCGCUGAUAAAGGAGUACAAUACUACCUAACCCCAAACUUCACCAGACUCGCUAGUUCUGAAGUUUGGGUUGAUGCGGCGACGCAGGUUUUCUUUUCCUUAGGACCUGGUUUUGGGGUCCUUUUGGCGUAUGCCAGUUACAAUCAAAUCAACAAUAAUGUUUACAGGGAUGCCUUAAUCACCAGCAGUAUAAAUUGCAUGACAAGCUUCGUGUCCGGGUUUGUCAUCUUCAUGAUUUUGGGUCAUAUGGCUGAGACCGCCAAUUUACCCAUAGAUAAGGUUGCCACGGAAGGUCCCGGUCUCGUUUUUGUUGUUUACCCAGCUGCCAUAGCAACUCUUCCUGCAGCACCAUUUUGGUCCAUUAUAUUUUUUCUGAUGCUUUUGACUUUGGGACUGGAUAGCUCGUUUGGAGGAUCGGAAGCCAUCAUUACUGCCAUCUCUGACGAGUUUCCGGUUUUGAGGAAACACAGAGAGAUAUUUGUAGGAGCUCUGUUUUCACUCUAUAUGAUAGUAGGGCUGGCAUUCUGUACCCAGGGCGGGGCUUACGUUGUGUCGCUGAUGGACAAGUAUGCGGCGGGCUACUCCAUCUUGUUUGCAGUGUUUUUUGAGAGUUUGGUAUUAUCCUGGGCAUAUGGCGUAGAAAGGUUUUCAAAUGAUAUUCGAACGAUGCUUGGACACCCUGCUGGAAUAUACUGGAAAAUUUGCUGGAAAUUCAUAGCACCUUUAUUUAUUUUGUGGAUUAUGAUUUUUGGUCUGGUCCAGUAUACACCUCAUAGUUAUGACAACUACAUUUACCCUUGGGAGGCCAACUUUAUUGGCUGGUGUAUAGCACUAUCCUCUGUUCUAUGUAUUCCACUGUUUGCAAUCAUUGGAUUCAUAAGAGCUAGUGGAUCGCCCUCAGAGCGCCUGAAGUUCCUGUUAACACCAACCAAUGAGAAGGGAAGAGAAGCAAUGACCGGCUACCAGGUAGUUAGGAUGAAUGGAGGGAUGGUCAUUGGAGAGAAGGUCUAAGUGCUGUGAGGAUGUAUUAAUACACAAAGUAGCAAAACAUGCGUAUACCAAGUUUUGUUUUGUAUUUCUAGUCUGUAUUCUAGUCAUAAAGAUGUUACUGCGCAUUACUUCUGCGCACUGACAAGAAGUUCCCUGAAACAGUUUUACAGAACUCUGUGAAAACUGUUGGUAGGCAACUGACGGUAAGAUUGUAGUGAAAGAAGUUAAACAGAAUUUUCAUUAGACUGGUAUAGAGUUAAAAGAUAGUUUACAUAAUAUUAAAUAUUUGUCAUUGGUAAUAUGACAUCUUGAUUAAUGGUCGAUUUGUAACAAGAGCAUUGGUUUAGCCAAAGGAUUUCGUUUUGUUUAAAACGUUACAACUAACGGUGAAGUUUUAAGGUAAAAAAGAUGUCAUAUAUUAUAAAAUGUAUACCUCAAUGUUAUCGGCACGUUGUACAUAAUAUUAAGUGCCUUAAUAAUAGAUAAUUCAAAAGAAAUUGCCAUGAAUUUACUGAGUUCAGAUUUAAUUGCAAUAUACCUCAUUGUUUUUAACUUUUUUAUGUAAUGGACCACAUACGUUUUUGUUAUGAUCCAUGUUCGUGGAACGUUGCAAUAGUGACGCACAAUUGGUCAGUGCACGUGUACUGACUGACUGCCUGCAUACGAGACUAAUAUAAUAUACAUAAUACUCAUUCUGUAUUAGAUAUGCACUUAUUAUUCAUCGUCUUUAGUUGUGUUAAAGACUUUUAUAUGGUAAAGAUAAGAUCUGUUUAAUUUUAAAUAUAUAUGUAUAUGUAUACAUUGUUUUGUAUGAAAAACAUUUUCCAAUAUUUCUAUUUAAACAUUAUACGAAGUACUGAAAACAUCGGUAAUCUAAUAAAUAAUAAUAAUUAAAGUAGACACAUGUAUCAAGGAAUUCAUACACCUCCAGAAUAUUUCUAAGAGAGAUACAUUUGAUUUAUAAAGUGUUGUAUAUCCUAAAAUACAAAGAAAUGUUUAUGUUGUUUCAUGAUAUUAUAUAGAGUCAAUAUUACCGGUAUAAAAUAUGUGUAUCUGUAAAUUAAAUAUUAUGAUACACUUCAUAGUGUACGUAUAGUGUUGUCAUGUGAUUCUAUAUUGUUGUUAUUGGAAGUACAUUGUAAAUCAUUGGUCCGUGAUAUUGUGUAUGUAUAAUCUCGUAAACUGUAAAUAAUCAGCAUGUUUUGAAUAUAAAAAUGGAA
This is a messenger RNA of Saccostrea cuccullata (small rock oyster), 3450 nucleotides long. Its product is annotated as sodium-dependent dopamine transporter-like. Gene Ontology annotation, cellular component: plasma membrane; presynaptic membrane; neuronal cell body membrane. The record is from RefSeq and is a predicted model, not a curated record. NCBI's taxonomy places the organism in Eukaryota, Metazoa, Mollusca, Bivalvia, Ostreida, Ostreidae. The transcript has 16 exons. Bases 335 to 2251 code for a protein of 638 amino acids. Gene Ontology annotation, biological process: sodium ion transmembrane transport; dopamine uptake involved in synaptic transmission. Gene Ontology annotation, molecular function: dopamine:sodium symporter activity.